Messenger RNA from Carassius gibelio (silver crucian carp), 2070 nucleotides. RefSeq lists its product as uncharacterized. The coding region runs from base 56 to 1087 and encodes 343 amino acids. Lineage: Eukaryota; Metazoa; Chordata; Actinopteri; Cypriniformes; Cyprinidae. The record is from RefSeq and is a predicted model, not a curated record. The transcript has 6 exons.
GACCAAGUGGUUUAUUGGGCCUGAGGAGGAUGAAUGCUACUGGCCACCAGCAAGGAUGAACAUGGCAAAGGCGGUCAUAGAGCAACAGGACCCUCACACUGACUGGGCGACAUACAAGUUGACUGUCAAGAGAAAAGUCGCAACGUAUGAAAUUGCCCGCACAAAAUUAGUCGAGUAUGAACAGAACACAGAUGUACCAACGGAAUCUGAUUCUACAGAGAAUAUGGGAAGGGGGAAGCGCAAAAAGAGACGAGUGAUUUUGUCCAGUGACGAUGAGGAUGAUGUCAAUUGGUCCGGCAGCCAAAUCAGGCCUACACCUCCAUCCACCCUCAGGUCUGUGCUGACACCUCCACCGCCUCCAUCCACCCUGAGGUCUGUGCUGACACCUCCACCGCCUCCAUCCACCCUCAGUUCUUCACCAUCAUCUGCUAGGCCGACACUUCCACCACCUCUGGGUAACCUGAGAUGGCCUGAUGUUUCAACCCAUCACCACGUCACCAUGUCACCAGAAACCUCUCAAAGACAAAUCAGGGGCAACAUGUUUGUUCGCAUCUUAACACUGAUUGAGGAGAUGAAAGAGACACAAAAAAUCCAGGGGAGGAUGUUACAAACGCUUCUACAACAGCGUGGCAACAUCGGCACCACCUUCUCUUCUACCCCCGAGGGUUUCCCCCUAAAGACAGUUAGGGAUGUGGAAAUCAUGGAAGAAAAACUGGCAAACCCAAACUUCAUGUCCGAACUGGUUGCAGCUGUGACUGACAUAGGAGGGGGGACUGUUGACGAGGCCACAAAAAGGAUGAUGACUUUUCUCCUAGACCAUGGCCUAUCCAGGCAGUAUAACUUUGUGGGCCGAAAUGGGAAGAGAGAGUUCAAGGCCUUAAAACUGUAUGAAGUAAUAUAUGGAGGCUUAAAGAAAAACGCCAUGACCAGCCAAAUCACCCGUAAAGAUGCCGAGAAGGCGGUCUCCAAGUGGCUCAUUGGUGCUAGGGACCGGGGGGGUAAUAGACAGGCCCGACAGUCAACCCCUCAACAAGGACUUCAGGCUUCAGGCUCGUUUGAGGUGGAAAGAAACAAAUUCUGUUUGUGACAGUGAGGGAACACUGUGCAAAAGCAUGUUGUCAUAAAUUUUACUUAAAUAAAAUGUAAUUAAUUCUAUUACUGGUAUCCUUGUUAUUUUAGCUUGUUUAACCCAAGGUGUUCGGGUCUGUGAGACCCAUUUUCAAUGUUUGCUAAAAGAAAAAGUUACGCUAUUUAUUAACUGUGUCCUCCUCCUAACUGGGCCUGCUGUGUCUUGUCUGUGUGCGCGAAUGUUUUUUUUUCUGCACCUGCUAUUCACACACAAAGUAACAAAAUUGUUACAUUUCAAGCACUUUCACCUGUUCUAAAUAAAGUUCUAAGAAAUGAGCACCAAUAAUGAUAAAAAAUCUUGUUUCUAUUUUUUUUUUUUUUUUUUUUUUAUAAUUGAAUUUCCAUGUUUUCAUCCAUCAUAUGAUCAUAAUUGUUAUCUCACAGGGGUAAAUGGCGAAUAAGAACCAUAAAUUAUGUAUAUACCAUUGGUAAUAUUGAGCUAAAGUAAACAUCUGUUAACUAUUUUUACAUAAAUUGUUGUGGCUGUAUUGAUUUAAAAGCCUAAUAAUGUGGUGGGUCCACCAGACUCGGGGAUAUUGGCUGUGUAACAAAAAUAUUAACAUCUUACAACUGUUAAAGAACUGUAUGGACUGACUGUAAAAUAAGAAUUAAAAUUUGAAUUUGUUCAAAUUCCAAUUCCCCAAAAAUAAUAAUAAUAAUAAUAAUGGUUAUUACCCAUAUGGGUAUAAUAGCAGGGACCCAUAAUCAGCCCACAUGGGGCCCAGCUAGUGUGGGCCCCAGAUGGGAGAAACCUGGGAUGCCCAAGUAGGUUUUAGCUAGGGCCCAUGUGAAGCCCACCUUCAGCCCAUCUGGGCUUGCCCACAUGGGGCCACCAUGGAACCCCCGGACAAAAUUAACUGGGCCCCAUCUGGGCAGCCCAGAUGGGGCCCACUCACCAGCCCAUAUCCAUCCCUUAUGGGCCCCACAUGGGUGUGUUGACAG